This is a messenger RNA of Aspergillus viridinutans, 1782 nucleotides long. RefSeq names its product putative PKS/NRPS-like protein biosynthetic cluster. The transcript has 5 exons. The record is from RefSeq and is a predicted model, not a curated record. Gene Ontology annotation, molecular function: transferase activity. Bases 1 to 1782 code for a protein of 593 amino acids. NCBI's taxonomy places the organism in Eukaryota, Fungi, Ascomycota, Eurotiomycetes, Eurotiales, Aspergillaceae.
AUGAUACAACAAGUGCAGCAAGCUGUCUUCGAUCCAGAAAGGUUCCUGGUCGAUAUCCAAGAAACAUGUCGCGCGAUCGGUGCUCCAUUAUCCGAGGAAACAAUCCUGAAAGUCCUGGUGGCUUUCCAAGCCAGCUUCGCUCGAGGGGCUGUCUUGUGGAGAACCACCGAUCUCCCUGGAGAUGGUCUCAAUUUUCGAUUUUACGAGCGUGUGUCUAUCGACGCUGUAUCUUGUGCAGUCAACGCCAAACUAUUACAGCCGAAUCAUCCCCUGUCCCAGGUGAUCGUCUCCUGGAGUUCCUUAUACUCGGGAGCUCCGCAACAAUCCUGUGACUUUGAUACCAAGCGAGGCCUUACCAAAAUCUGGGUGUAUCUGGGGGAUAUGCGCCCUCUAAGCGACAUAUUGAGCGCACCCCAUGUUCCUCUGUCUAUACGCAACCACGCAAAGACUUUCUAUAACCUUGGCUUAAAGCUCGUUCGACACGUUGCCGCAGAUUUUACGUCGAACACAGUCAACAUCUACUUUCGUGCGCACGGCCCGUUGACGCUGGAGCGAGCAAGCAGCUUAGUUGGCCUGGCCGACCCUGCCUACCUUCUGACGCGUGGGGAGGUGGCAGAGAUGCGGCGGUUUCUGAACCCCGUGGGAUUUACCUUUGCCGUUACGAUGGAUUAUACCACAGGUGAAAUAAAAAGAGUGGGAGUGUAUGCUCUGAAGCUGGCGCCGGGCACCUACCCACUGAUGGAUGAGAGGUUGAAGAUAUGUCAAGGCAGAGAGGAGCUACUGUGGGGGACUGGUACCAUUGAUGAGACAAUGGAACAGCGCGAUGAGUUCAUAGACGUCCUAUUGAGAGCAAAAUCCCAUUAUUUACAAUCUGAAAGCACGGGCUUCGACUCUAAUUCCGUGUGGUUUGUGACCGGCUGUUCUUCUGGUCUUGGAAAAUCCAUUUCGAAGGCUGUGUAUGACGCUGGCUUUCGCAUCGUGGCAACAGCUCGCUCGACUGCAUCCCUCUCGUACCUGCCCGACGGCCCCAGCGUGCUCAAGCUCUGCCUGGACGUUACGUCCGGCACAUCGAUCGAGGCAGCCCUCGCUGCUGCAGUAAGCCACUUUGGACAGAUUAACGUGGUGAUCAACAAUGCAGGAUACGGGCUCAGAGGGGACACCGAGGCCGUUCCGGAAGAGGAGGCCCGAAACCAGAUGGAAACUAAUUUCUGGGGCCCGGUCCGGAUUACUCGCGGAGCCGUGCGGGUCUUCCGUGAAGUCAAUGGACAGGGCCAAGGGGGAACAGUCGUGCAGAUUUCUUCUCUGGGGGGAUGGAUUGGGUUUCCGGGGAAUGCGUUCUACCAUGCUAGCAAAUUUGCCCUAGAGGGAUUCACUGAAUCCGUGGCCAAGGAGAUGGAUCCAUCGUGGAACGUCAAGUUUCUUCUCGUGCUGCUGGGAGGCGUGCGCACGAACUUCGCUUCGACCAGUGUCUGGGCGACACUACGGCAUCCCGCCUAUGACCACCCCGGCAGUCCCCUCACCCAACUGCUGAAAUAUGUGGCCAAUCCAGCGUCCCAGGACACCCGGAGCGAUCCCAAUAUCUGCGCACGGCUCCUCGUCAACGCGGUGGUCGGCCAGCAAGAGCGACCGCUCCCUGUACGUUUGCUUAUGGGUGCAGAGACCAUUCCCUUAAUACGGGGUGACAUCGAACGGACACUCAAGGAGAUGGAUGACUGGAAAGCGGAGACAGAGGGCUGUUCGCCAAAGGGGGGUGCUCGCCUGGGCGUCUCUGCGUUGAGAUAG